Humulus lupulus (European hop) is the source of this 2149-nucleotide messenger RNA. RefSeq lists its product as uncharacterized. The transcript is spliced from 10 exons. Gene Ontology annotation, cellular component: RES complex; U2-type spliceosomal complex. NCBI's taxonomy places the organism in Eukaryota, Viridiplantae, Streptophyta, Magnoliopsida, Rosales, Cannabaceae. Gene Ontology annotation, molecular function: RNA binding. The record is from RefSeq and is a predicted model, not a curated record. Gene Ontology annotation, biological process: mRNA splicing, via spliceosome. The coding region runs from base 349 to 1755 and encodes 468 amino acids.
UAGUCUAAAAGAGUAUUAAGCACUCCACAAGCAAAUCCUUCAAAUAAUUAUACAAAACACUUAAAAAAGCUAUCAAUUUUUUUGAAAUUUUCGGGUUAACAAAAUAGAGCACUAUCAGCAAUACAUUUGGGGAUUUAUUCAAAAUCACAACAUUUUAGGGCUGGUAGAGAGGUGAACGGCGGCUGUAGGUGAACGGCAGUGACGGCGGUGAACGGCGUCGACGGCAGGUGGGUUCUCGGCUUCAGCAGUCUCGCCGGCGGCGUGCUUCUUGGCGUGGGGUGCUGGUUGCUCACGGUUCCGUCUCUCGGCGUGCUUCGGUGAUUUCCAGGUUAUUGCUGUUGAGUGUAAAUGGCGGGUUCAAGUUUAGGGUCGAAGUCUCUUAAGGAGUAUCUAAAAAAAUAUGAGAGCAAUAAUGAAGAUGAAAAUAAAAAGAAGAAGAAGAAAAAGAAACAGCAGAAAGCUAAGCCGGAUGCCUCAGGCGUUUUAGUUGUUGAUGAAGAUCCGGUUUGGCAAAAACCAGUACAGCUUGAAGAAGAUCAAAAUGAUUCUGCUGAGGAAGAGAAGCCCCAAAUUGAUGAAGAUAUUGAGGUUAGAAGAAUGAGGAGGCUUGAGCAUUUAAGAGCCAUUCGUGCUUCUAAUCCGAUAUCGGAGGAUGGAAGUGGUUGGGUUACUCUCUCUCCAAAACAUGCGAAUUUGAAUUCUGAUUUGUCUCCACCUCGUAAGCAUACAGCUAGAAAUGACACGCCUUCGCCUGAACUGAAGCCUUCCGAAGUAGAUAAUGACUUUUCACCACCGCGGCAACGGCGAACAUGCCACCAUACCCCGUCACCAGAACCCGAUAACCAAAACUCUGACUUGUCUCCACCUCGUAAUGGUAGAGCAAGAAAUGACACACCUUCCCCUGAACGUGAUAGAAAGCCUGUCAAGGAAAUUGUGGAUUUGUCACCCCCUCGGCAGUGGAGAAGGCGCCAUCACACACAGUCACCUGAACCUGACAAGGGUCACGUGGCUUUAGACCUUUCACCCCCAAGGAAAAGUAGGAAUGAUGAUCUUUCUCCACCAAGAAAAAAUACGCGGCAAGUGUCUGCUCUAGAUAUGAAAGAGGAACGGAAAACUGGUUUAAUUACUGGUCGAGACAUGAGAGAUGAAAUUGCUAGAACUAAGAAGCAGGAUCUUAUGAGGUUUCAAGACAUGGACCCUUCUAUAAGUGGUCGAGGUGCUGAGCCUAUAUAUCGUGAUAAGAUAAAAGGGGUACGUAUAACGAAAGAGGAAUUCUUGAAAUCAAAACAAAAAGUAGAAGAAAAACCAAAGGAGAUAAAGUUGGAAUGGGGCAAGGGGUUGGCUCAAAAGCGGGAGGCUGAGGCUAAGCUUCAAGAAUUAGAACUUGAGAAGGAUAAACCAUUUGCACGGACCAGAGACGAUCCAGAAAUUGACAAAUUGAUGAAAGAAAGAAUAAGAUGGGGUGAUCCAAUGGCACAUUUGGUGAAGAAAAAGCAAUUUGAACCUGCUCUCUCCAACUUUGGGGAUAGUGAAAAGAUGAAAGAAUCAGGAUUUAUUAUCCCUCAGGAUAUCCCUAAUCAUAGCUGGUUGAAAAGAGGAUUAGAUGCUGCGCCAAAUAGAUAUGGUAUAAGACCAGGAAGACAUUGGGAUGGUGUGGAUCGUAGUACCGGAUAUGAGAAAGAACUAUUUAAAAGGAAGAAUGAGAAACAAGCUACUGAAAGGGAAGCUUAUCUUUGGUCCGUAGCUGAUAUGUGAUUGAAUCAGGCCUCCAUUGUCAAUCUGUAUUCUUAGGAGAUUUGUGGAUGCCUUUCGUUAGCGAACUGCUGACAUUUCUAGCAACUAAAUUAGAUUCAUGCUCACAAGUGUUGUUUCUUCUAGCUGUUUUCUAUUGGUUGGAACUAAAUUGAGCGGCAAAAAAUACAGAGAGAACUAUCCGUCCUUUGGGAUGCAGUUUGUGCUAGUAUAUCGAAGUAAUAUUGUAUGCCAUUUGGUAUUAGUUUCAAAACCGAAACAUCUCUUGAGCUGUGAAGUUUUAAACUAUGUAUAACUUAUACCAUAAUUUCCCUUGCAAAAAAAAUGUGAAAGACUAGUACCAUAAUUUAUUGUAAACCGAUCACUUAAUGUUAUUGUACCAAAUUUUAUACUCAAA